AUGGAGGUAUCGGAGUGUGAAGGUGAGAUUGCCAGUAUCGUUAUGGUUGCUUUUGGAAUAUUCCUUCUCAUUCAAUCAAAUUCGUUUGGCUUUUCCGGUUCGGAAAAGUUGGUCCCUGUCUUCAUCACCAUUGUCGGAGUAAUUUUACUAGCCGUCGCAAUUUUGGGAUUCGUUGCGGCCAUUACACUUAGACGCAGUUUACUCCUCGCGUUCGCCAUUGGAAUGGGCUUAAUCAUUUUGGCAGAAAUAGCUGGAGGCAUCUUGCUGUUUGUCUACAGAGCCAAGUUUAAAGAAGGCCUUAAAAAUUACCUCGGAAAAAUGGUUGAAAGCAUUGCAAAAGGCUCAAAUCCAACUACCCAAAAGGUCUUACAGAAAAUACAAAAUGCGUUUGGGUGUUGCGGUGCUAGAGGGCCACAAGACUGGUGUAAACAAGACGGAGGGAAUGGAUCAAUGUGUCCGAAAGAUAAGAAAACAGGUUGUAUUGAUGUGAUUUAUGCAUGGAUAAAGAAAAAUUUGCUUGCUGCUGGAGCAGUGGUUCUUGCUCUUGCCCUACUUGAAAUUGGAGCAAUGGCAGCAGCUUCCUGUCUAUACAAACAAUCCGAAUAG
Molecule: messenger RNA, 606 nt
Organism: Rodentolepis nana
Lineage: Eukaryota; Metazoa; Platyhelminthes; Cestoda; Cyclophyllidea; Hymenolepididae
Source: the annotation of a GenBank genome assembly